AUGUCGAGAUACGGCUGGUCUAUUGGCCGCGAACAGAUUUCGCCUUACAGUUCUAUGCCCAGCGGCGUCCCCGCUGUCACCGACGACGAUUUCAGCUACAUCACCUCUCAAGAUCUUGAUGGCGUCACCGAGGAACGAUACUAUCCCAGAUCUCACUCGACCGCACCCCCACCAGCUCCAGAAGACGAUAUCCUCCUUAUCAAAAACCGCGGCAUAACAUAUCCUGCUCACUUCCCCGCCUAUGCGAUCGGAGAUGGCAAGCUGCGGGUGAUUGAUGUCAAGGAUCGGGUUGGGUUGAUGAUGGAGCUUCCUGAGCGCGGAACUUCACGUAUUAAGCUCCUUUACAAGGGCAAGCAACUCAAGGACCCCAUGGCGCCAGUACGAGAUUAUGGUGUUAAGAACAACAGCGAGUUGAUGGCUGUCAUGCCCGAGGUCGGUGAUGUCAGUAGUGGUUCAGAGGAGGAAAUGGUUAUUGUCGAUGCCCCUCGAGACGACAGAAAAACACGCCGCCGCAAGAACAAGCGCAGUAAGAAAAAGGGCAUUGCCAGUGAUGGCGAUUCUCUAUCAGGCAGUCCUCGUGACAGCGCCUCUACCUUUGAUCACCCCAGAUCGCCUCCAGCACCGCCUGCAUCCACAGGAGCUACUAGCGGCCCCAUGAAGGUCUUGGACGACCUGGCCGUUGAGUACCAGAUCAAGUGGUUGCCAUUGUCCGCCGAAUACAUUGAAUCACCACCUUCAGACCCCAAGAAGAGGGAGGAGGAUCACCGCAAACUAUCCGAGAGCAUCAUGAUGCACAUUAUGCUGAAGUGCGACGGUGUUGAGGCUGAAGGAAUGCCUGAGGUCAGAGCGCGAAGAAAGGAAUUGGUCAGACAGGUCCAAAAGACCUUGAAGGAUUUGGAUGUUGCAAAGGAUUCUUAA
Fusarium pseudograminearum CS3096 is the source of this 918-nucleotide messenger RNA. RefSeq lists its product as uncharacterized. The transcript has a single exon. NCBI's taxonomy places the organism in Eukaryota, Fungi, Ascomycota, Sordariomycetes, Hypocreales, Nectriaceae. Gene Ontology annotation, biological process: protein stabilization. Gene Ontology annotation, molecular function: adenyl-nucleotide exchange factor activity; protein-folding chaperone binding. The coding region runs from base 1 to 918 and encodes 305 amino acids. Gene Ontology annotation, cellular component: cytoplasm. The record is from RefSeq and is a predicted model, not a curated record.